AUGACUUACCUUUGCCUUGUUUUCUGUUAUUCCUCAGAAAACGAUGACAUUCUUUGGCUGGAUUUUUUCCGGCCGCAGACCCAUCAACAGCCGUCGCACAUCGUCGCACGGACUUUCGUGCGAUGCGAUGCAGCUCGCCAGGGUUCGUCUCGUCGCCAGAGUCAGCAAUCAGUGAGUGCGGGCGCGACAGCGCGGGCCAAGGGGACGAGAAGCCCUGCGGGGGCGGCGACCGCCGAGCGGCUACGGGUGCGGAAGGAGGGCAGCGCGCCGAGGAAAGCGGAGGUACCCGCGCCGGGCGCUGGUCGCGCGAGGGGCGAGCUAGACGCAUUCGAGACGUGGCUGUGCGGCAGGGAGGCGCACAGGGAGAGCGCCAAGGGGGAGAAGGACGGCAGCGGAAGGGGCACAGGCAGACAGCGGGGCGGCCCAGCGCAACCGUCGUCGGCUCCGACGCCCACGGCUCCGCAGAGAGCGGCGCAACCGCGCCAGCAGAAGGUGAGCGGCGGCGACCGCGCGAGCCAGAAGACGGGGCAAUCAGCCCCUGCUGAGAACAAAAGGCCUGCGGAGGGGCGCGCGGCUAGUAGCGCAGCGACGCACUCCGCCUCGAACGCGCAGCAAAACAAAGCUGGCGAAGCCUCGCGCUGCCGUGGCAGCAACGGUUGCCGACCCAGCAGCGAUGGGGCCACCAGCAGCAGCUGCGCCAGCACUGGGUGUACAAAGGUCGGGCCAGAACUGCCCAGGCAAGGUCGGUCUACCGGUGGUGAGGCUCCAUCUCCCCGAACCAAUCGACAGGCUAGGCGCGUUCGCAACUCGUAUGCCUCGCUGGCUGACGUGGCAAUGGCCGGCAUGACGUGGAUUGCGGGGCCAGAGGGGGUUAAGAUCGAGGGAAGCGUGCAGCGGUGGAGGGAGGGCGAGGGGCGGGAGAGGCGCGUGCUGGUGGAGCGCGCCGUCGUGUCGCUGCAGCUCUUCCUGCCGCUCUCGCUCGUCGACCUGUCGCUGCGUGCCAUGUGGCAGGGGAUCAUCAAUAGGUGGCCUGGCUUGUGUGCGAGUUGGGUGGGAGCGGCGGUGCAGGCGGCUUCUGGUGUGGGCUGCUGGUUCUCGCGAUUGAGGGCGUGGUGUGUGGUGCUCGGCGCGCUGCGAGCAUUGCAUCUGCUGCUCUGUGCCGUCAAGCCCAAGCCAUGUGCCGCAUGA
Closterium sp. NIES-65 is the source of this 1188-nucleotide messenger RNA. The record is from the annotation of a GenBank genome assembly. Lineage: Eukaryota; Viridiplantae; Streptophyta; Zygnematophyceae; Desmidiales; Closteriaceae.